Messenger RNA from Centropristis striata (black sea bass), 913 nucleotides. RefSeq names its product T cell leukemia translocation altered (gene tcta). The coding region runs from base 126 to 431 and encodes 101 amino acids. The record is from RefSeq and is a predicted model, not a curated record. Lineage: Eukaryota; Metazoa; Chordata; Actinopteri; Perciformes; Serranidae. The transcript is spliced from 3 exons.
ACACCGUAGCGGUAGAGAUGGCGACCAAGAUGUCAAACGCCAACGUUACCUAGUCAAAGUGUCGUUUUUAACCUUAUCCAAGCGUUUACCUGAUUAACUUUAGACAAGGUGAAUAACCGGACACUAUGGAGGAACCUUGGGAUUUUGAGUUUUUGUCCCGCAUUGCUGACAGCUGCUAUUCCUUCCUAUCCGAGUUUAUUGAUGAUUGGCUCGCCAACGACAUGAGAGUCUCCAUAUUCAAAAUAUUACUCAGCUGGUUAAUUUUUAGUCUAAUCGCGAUUCACUUUGCGUGGAAGGUAUACGGGAAUACAGUCAACGAUAUGUACUAUCGGCAGGGGACUGGACAGAACGGAGGCACGCCGGACACAGCACCUCACCUGAGUGGAUGGGAAAGCAAAGCAGAAAAUAGCCCGAAGACACAUCGAGACUAACAGGACAAUGGUGUUGGACUUUCUCCAAGUGAGAGCUGGACUCCUGUGAUGAGACAUUAAAUGCACCCUAAUUCCUCAAGUUUUGUUGCCAAUCAAGCAUCUUCAGUGCUGCUGGCAACAGCCCGGAGAAACAUCUGUUAUGUACAUCAGCAGUGUCACAUUGAUAUUCACUAAAUCUACUACACAGUGCUGUGAGAUAUUUAUUUUGGCUUGUCAACAUUGGUCAUUGAACAGAACCUAAAUCUGCAUAAAUACUUAAAUUAAUCUGUUUGGAUUUCUGGUCAACUCUUUUUUUUCAGCCAAGAUGCUUCAGUAUGAAUGUGACAACUAUUGACGGACUUAUGAGUAAAAGAACACUGUUUUGAUUGGAAACACAACAUUUUCAAUUGUAACCAUGAGCAUAGUUACUGGAGUUGAUUUUAAGUAUUAAGUAUUUUUACAGUAUUUUUCAAGCCUGCUGAAAUACAUAUCCAUGAAAACAA